Messenger RNA from Chiroxiphia lanceolata (lance-tailed manakin), 1227 nucleotides. Its product is annotated as feather keratin 1-like. Gene Ontology annotation, molecular function: structural constituent of cytoskeleton. The transcript has 2 exons. The record is from RefSeq and is a predicted model, not a curated record. NCBI's taxonomy places the organism in Eukaryota, Metazoa, Chordata, Aves, Passeriformes, Pipridae. The coding region runs from base 857 to 1162 and encodes 101 amino acids. Gene Ontology annotation, cellular component: intermediate filament.
CCUCUGGAUGGACAUAUGUCAUCACGCCCAGCUGUGUCCUGCAGCAGUGCAGCAUCUCCUCUUCAUCGUGUGCAAACUUCCCUGCAGCCUGUGCUGCUGUCACUGCCCUGCUCUGGAGAGCUCCUGGAAAGCCCUUGGAGACACUCAGCCCACACCCCCUUCAUCUCUCCUUCCUCUGUGCUUCUCCCUGCCUCUUCCUCUCCAGAAAUUUUCCCAGGAAAAUUGCAUCGAGGAAAUCCACAGUAUCAGAACAGUCUGGAAGAACAAAGGACUGAGAGCAGACCUUUAAAAGAGACAUGGGAUACUGGAGAUUUAAAAAUUGAACAUGAGCCAGCAAUGUGCACUUUCAGGCCAGAAAUUCAAUCAUGUCCUGGGCUGCACCAACACAAACAUGGCCAGUACGUCAAGGGAGGGGAAUCUUGGCUUCUUAUCUGCUCUUGUUUGACCUCCCCUGCAGCUUUGUGUCCAGGCCGGAGUGCUCAGGUCAAAACAAACAUGGACCUGUUAGAGCAGCUCCAGAGAAGGGCUGCAAACAUGAUCACAUGGAUACAUCACACCUUCUGUGGAAAAAGGCUGAGGCAGUCAAGGUUCUUCAGGCAGGAGAAAGAGCUGCUCUGGGGAGAUCUGUUUGCAGCCUUUGAGUAUGUAAAGGGGAUGUAUAACAAAGUCAGAGAAGGAUGUUUUCUCAAGGCCUGCAGUGAUUGCAAAAGGAGCAACAGUUUUCCACUGAAAUAGGGUAGAAAUAAGGAAGAAAUUACUGAAGAUGAGUGUGAUGAGACACUGGAAAAGGUUGCCCAGAGAAUGAUGGGGUGUCCCAUCUGGGGAAGUGUUUCAAGGUGCAGCUCCAGCCCCAGACAUGUCCUGCUACACCCCGUGCCGGCCCUGCCAGCCCUGCGGCCCGACCCCGCUGGCCAACAGCUGCAAUGAGCCCUGUGUCAGGCAGUGCCAGGACUCCACCGUGGCCAUCCAGCCCUCCCCCGUGGUGGUGACCCUGCCCGGGCCCAUCCUCAGCUCCUUCCCACAGAACACCGCCGUGGGAUCCUCCACCUCCGCUGCCGUUGGCAGCAUCCUCAGCUCUCAGGGAGUGCCCAUCAACUCCGGGGGCUUUGGCCUCUCUGGCCUGGGCAGUGGCCUCUGUGGCAGGAGCUGCUUCCCCUGCUAAAGCUGCUCCCUGCUCUGGGCUCUCCCCUUGGAUCCACCUCUCUUCCCUCCCUUGACACAUUAAAU